AUGGAGCCACGGCACCUUUACAAGUGUAUGCGAAGCGACUGUGGCCGAGAGGUCCCUGAUUCAUCUGUGGAUGAGUCUCUAAGGAUAUGUUCAUGUCCCGCAAUUUCUCACCUUGUACUCUCCGAAGAUAUAUAUGGAGUCCUCUGCGCUGAUUGGUGUCGCAAAUGCAAGACCAAAUUCCCAUGCUCUAAUCCUCGUCAUAUCACCUGCUUUGAGUCUCUACUUCCCCGCGAGGCGGAUGAUAUUCAACACCAGCCUAAAUCUGCUAGAAGGCUCCGGAAUGAUGCCAAGAUCAAGAGCCAUCUAUCUGCAAUUUUCUCGACGGAGACGGAUAUCGUUCUGCAACGUCGACUCCAUGAGGAAGAUAACAGGGUUGCCCGCUGGUUUAUAGCGGAAAGCACCGAAGCCGACCCUCGCCGUGGUGUUCUUUAUGUCACCGACCGAUUCCAAAGAUUGAGCGCUCAGGGAAAACUUGCGGAGAAUCAAUUUCCUAGUAUAGUGUCUUUUAUCGGUGACACUGGGAAGGGCAAGUCGACUUUAAUCAGAGCUAUGAUCAAGACAUCAACAAGAACAGCGGGGCUAUCAUUCAAUCCUGAUGACUUGAGCAUCAAUGAUUUACGAUUAAAUUCGCUCGAAACACCAGUAACAGCGAUUCAAAACCCUAACUUUAACUUAACCCCGACCAGCGCGGGUAUACAUCUCUACGCCGAUCCCCAAACACUGAGCGAACGAAGUCCUAUUCUUUUUGCCGAUUGCGAAGGCUUCAAUACUCAUACGAAAGCCCAAGCGGUUAGCGGGAUGGAUCUAAACAGAUCUCAUGAGGAUAUGCCAUUUAGGAGGAAAUGGACAAUCGAGAGGGGAGAGCACAAGCGCGAAAGCAUAACCGAUGGAUUAUAUCCACAGUUCAUGUACCUUUUCAGCGAUGUUAUAUGCUACGUAAUGGAUGGAAGCGCAUCUGUUUCGAAGGAUAUAAUACGUCUUCUAGAGUGGGCCGCUCGCGGAGAAGCAGAUUCGGUCAACAUGGAGCCCUAUAAAGCUUUGGUGGUUGUAAUAAACCAACCUAGCAAUUGGCAGAAGGAAUGGGAAAGUCAGGAGUUUUCCGCUCGGGAUAGUAUGCUAGAACAGCUUCCAGAGACUGGUUGGCGGGAGUCGUCCCUCCUAACCGAGGCGGUUGACCGAAUCAAUUCGACAAGGGACAGUAAUAAAAUUUUUACGACUUACGCGCUAGUCAAGAAGUAUUUUCAAAGAAUCGAAGUGUGCUACAUUCCGAGACGGAAGGAUCGGGGUGUCGCAGCAGAAUUAAUGUUAUCCAAAUACCGUCUUUUACGACAUACCAUCCUGAGCUGUUCUAAAGAAGCGCAAACCAAGAAGAAGGAAAGUUAUAACAGAUUUAAUUUUACUGAUCUUUCAAGUCAAUUCGACCUGGCCUUCCACCAUUUCGCAACAUCUGAUGGGCCAUUCGAUAUGUACAAAAUCGCCCGCAAAGGGCGGUUGAACCUCGGAAAAUGUCUGACCACAUAUUGGUUCUUAUGA
Molecule: messenger RNA, 1533 nt
Organism: Orbilia oligospora ATCC 24927
Lineage: Eukaryota; Fungi; Ascomycota; Orbiliomycetes; Orbiliales; Orbiliaceae
Exons: 1
Coding region: 1-1533 (510 amino acids)
Source: RefSeq, a predicted model, not a curated record